GACUGCAGUGUGUGAUCAGGUAUUGCCCCUAUGACGUGCCAGGUUUUUGUCUUUCUUUAUAUGGACAAUUGCUAGACCUUUGUUUGGAAACAGCCCAAUUAUAGGUCAUCAAAGCAAUGAAGGGAUUGUGAGGACCAGAGGGUGAUCUUCCUCUGGUCUUUGUCCUGUCCCUCACUUAAGGGAAGACAUCUAAUUUUGAACUCCAUUUCCAUCUAUCUAAACUGAGAAAUGCUGCAAGGAAAUAUUAUCCUAGCAGUGAGAGUCUAUGGCUAGCUCAGUCUGAAAGUAGCCCUUGGAGGAUAUUUCUGGAAUAACCCAAAUGGCAGUGCCUCCCAUCAUCAAUGCAAUGGACUUAGCAGGAACUACACACAUACAAAAGCUUUUCUCAUCAGAAAAAAACUAUAGUACAUCCAUUUGGGAUGUAACCUGGGCAAAUCUCUUCCCUAUUUCUAAUGAGCCUAGCCAUCCUGUUCCUUGUAGACAGGUCUUCAUAAAGAUAGAAGGUUGUCCAACCAGCAAAUAUAAGGAGAAGAUUGCCUCCAUAACAAAUGCUUCUGCCCUGGCCAAAUUCUGGGAAAGGGAAACUGGUUCUGGCAGAAACAGGCCACUGAGAAUUCAAACUAGCCAUAGAGUAGUCAGCCUCAUUUCCCAAUUCAACCCCCAAAUUAUAAAAUCAAUAUAAAAAGGUCAAACAGAAUCUAUUCUUGUGCAAAAUUAUAGAAAACUUGUAAAGGAAUUGUUUGGGACACAUUCCUUCCCCAUCCUUUUCUUUUACAGACCGCUCUUCUAAUCUUUUGAUAGACAAUUGGACUCAUAUUUAAAAACAGAUGUGUCAGUCUUCCUGUAAAUGUGUACACCAGUGUGUAUUUGCAGUCUAUGUAAUGUCUUAACAGUGCUUUCUCAAUAUAGGUCAGGCAUUGCAUACAUAGAUAGAUGCCUUUAUGGAAACAGCUGUCUAUUCUCUCCUAAAACUCAAGUCAGAGCAGUAUCCACUAACUGGAGGGGAGGACCCAUGCUAUGGCAGCCUCGAAUGGCCAAUAGUGGGGUAAAUGCUAGCCUUGACCUUCCCCUUUCCCCCUUCACAAGUCUCCCAUUUAAUUAUGAGAAACAGGCUAUUAGAGCUACUUAAAUAUCCAGAUAGAUAGCAGCAAAGGGGGGGGGGAAUCUGUUGAGUUUUUGUGUCCAGAUAUGGCAAUGCUAAUAAAAAGGCCAAGAAUUCCCAAUAUGUAUAUGAGAUAUAGGGGAGACAAUAGAAGAAGCUAGGUAUGUGCAGGUAUGUAUAGAGGAAAAAUAUAAAUAAAAUGUGUCAGGGCAGAGAAAAUAAAUAAAGUUGUAUAUUCAGAGGAAAGGAUGCUUUAGACUGCAUGUAAAGGAAGAUGUGCUUGUAAUGUUUUGUCUGGGAAUACAAGGGCAAUUUUUGCUGGAAAUGAUACUGAUUAGCUAAUAACAUUGGAAGAAUGGAAUAUAUGAAAUAUAAAACUACUAAUGGGUUCAAAAAAUGGGAAAGGAGGACGCCAAGACUGCAUAUCGUCACCAAGCUAUUUAAAUUAUAUAUAGAAUAUUGCACCAGACAAUUUAGGUAGCUAGAAGUGAGAAAGAAUUAAGAAAUUUCUUUCUGAAGAAAAGGCAGAUGUGCAAAAGCCAAUGUGUUGCUCAUAAUCAAACUUCCUAAAACUGUAUUGCUUCCUAGUGCCACCAUAAUGCAAAUAGGGCAAAUAGUAGAACUGAUAAUAGACUCUAUUUUUCUGGCUCAAAAGUCCACAAAGACAUCACACUGCCAUCAAGGCCAUGGUCUUCCCUGUUACAACAUAUGGCUGUGAGAGCUGAAUCAUCAGAAAAACUGAGCAAAUAAAAUCAAUGUCUUUACACUGGAGGUAAUUGUUGACAAUAUCUUGGACAGCAAGAACAACAAACAGUUUGAUACAAGAUGAUUAAAAACAGAUUCUUAUUGGAAUAAUGAAGUUAGAUAUUUUGGACACAUAUUGCAUAAUCCUUUUUGACAAGCAUGCUUUACUUGGGUACCUUGACUAAGUGACAUUGUAGGAAGAGAGCCAUCUUAGCCUAAGAUAGUCAAAUAUCAGCAAGACACUGGUAGCACCUUUGAAAAUUAACAGUGGAAGUGAGCUGUAAUUCAACAAAAUUUAUGCUUUAUAAUAAAAUGUGAUACUUAAAAGGUGCUAUAGACAAUUUCUGAUUCUAGGUAGUUUGUAGUUUGAUUUGCUGACUUAAAGAGUCUCUUGAAUUGUGGGACUAUGUGAAGGCAUAGGCUUCCCUUUUCCAAUGAGAUUGCAACAACUUGAGAUAAUUUUUCUGUAGAUUUCAGAAAAAGAAUUAGUAUUAUAAAAUGGGGGAAAUUACUGCUUAGUGUAUCAAACCAUAAACAAACUGUAAGGACUGAAGUAAUAUGCAGGAUCCAAAAUCAGCCAAACCAAGUGAAGGUUUAGAAAAGUAUUGGACCACAAACAAAGAGGCAGCCAAUGCCAGAUCCUUUAUUAGCAUUCCCACUGCCAUGUUCUGUCUUAAUUGACUAUGCUGAAUCUUCUUUAUUAAACACACGCUACACAUUUAACCAGAAAGCAACUAGAUCUUGUGUAAAGGAAACAAGACUCUUGCCUUGUUGAACUGCUGCCAGUCUCUCCCUGAACUUACCUCAAAUCCCCAUAUUUCCACAUCAUUUGAUUUUCUCCGAGAAAGUUUAAGAGAUCUUAUCUACCUUAAGGCAAUAAUUAAACAAUCUCCCAUUAACAAGGGAGAAUACCAGAAUGAAUGGCUUAAACCUGCUAUGUUCAGACCUGACAACAUGUGACAUAUAGCGCACAUCAGGAUAUUCUGUUAAACAUAGGGUUUUUUUGGGGUGAUGGUGAGCACAGUAUGUUAUGUCAGCAAAGCAGUUACAUUUUGCUAACCAAAAUUUAAGAUCAUGAUGUGUGAACACAGCCAAAGAGGAGAAGAGAUUUGAAAUUAAUAGAAUAGAAUAGAAUAGAAUAGAAUAGAAUAGAAUAGAAUAGAAUAGAAUAGAAUAGAAGCUGGAAGGGACCUUGGAGGUCUUCUAGUCCAGCCCCCUACUCAACCAGGAGACCCUAUAUACUAUUUCAGACAAGUGCGCGAUCUGAUCUGUUGGAUAGCAUUUUUUUCAUUUAUAUUCUCCACCCUCCCCCAGGUCCCAGCAAUGCCAAUCCAAAAAUCCCCUCCGAGAAUGUGCACGGGAUUGCUUAGCCUGGAAUGCAAAACGAAGAGAAGCUUCUGCCUUUCCGGUGAAAGGGAGAGCGACGUUUUUCCAGGAUUGCGCAAGACUUCGCUCCAGCACAGCACAGAACUGGCGACGAUCGGCAGACUGUUUCUUCAAAUUCUCGGCUCCGCCCCCUUUGCUGAAUAUGGCGGAGUUUUCGAAGUGAGCUCAUUCUUGGAAUUCCCAGCCGUAGCUCUUCUCUCCUCCCUCUUAGAAACCACCAUAUAAGCGAAGGGGACCAUGGAGACCGUCACAAGCUUUCCAGGUUCUCUCAGCAGCCAACCCACCUCUUCCUAUCCUCGCCACCAUGCGCGCUUCCGCUCAGACGGCCGGCUCUCUCGCGCUGCUGCUGCUGAUGAUGAUGAUGCUCAGUUCUUCGAUUCUAGCAUCUGAUCCCCCAACCUCCUGCUGCUUCAGCUACACAAAAAAGAGGAUUCCACGUACUCACGUGAUCGAUUUCUAUCAAACAAAUGGCAGAUGCUCUCAGCCAGCUGUUGUGUUCAUCACACGGAAAAAACUGCAGAUUUGUGCCAAUCCCUUAGAGAAAUGGGUCCAAGAUCAUAUGAAUUACUUGAAAGUGAACAGAACAGUGCAUGCAGCUGUGGCAAAUUAGCAGAGAUGAAACCCCAAGGGCACAACAGGACUGCAUACAUUCUUACUUAAUUAAGCAAUUCUCUAGGUGCAACUGCACUUUAAUCUCAGGAAUUUAUUUUAAAGUAUUUAAAGUAUUUUAUUUGGGAAAUGAAUGUUCACUCCUACUAAUUAUUUUAUUUAUGAAACAAGUACAAGAUAAAUAACUUUUUAUAUGUUUGUAUGUUUGUGUGUUAUAAUGUGCAUCAAAGCAAAAAAAUUGUGUUAAUAAAUAUUUUUCUACCAAUAUUAUCUC
Molecule: messenger RNA, 4115 nt
Organism: Crotalus tigris (Tiger rattlesnake)
Lineage: Eukaryota; Metazoa; Chordata; Lepidosauria; Squamata; Viperidae
Product: C-C motif chemokine 4-like
Exons: 3
Coding region: 3537-3842 (101 amino acids)
Biological process (GO): cellular response to interleukin-1; positive regulation of ERK1 and ERK2 cascade; neutrophil chemotaxis
Cellular component (GO): extracellular region
Molecular function (GO): chemokine activity; CCR chemokine receptor binding
Source: RefSeq, a predicted model, not a curated record